Oryza sativa Japonica Group (Japanese rice) is the source of this 2512-nucleotide messenger RNA. RefSeq lists its product as uncharacterized. NCBI's taxonomy places the organism in Eukaryota, Viridiplantae, Streptophyta, Magnoliopsida, Poales, Poaceae. The record is from RefSeq and is a predicted model, not a curated record.
UAAGACGGUCAAUUUGGGUUAAAUGAGCAAACCUAAAAGAGUAGGGUUAAUUUGGUAGUUAGGCUAUAAACUAGGCUCAAAUAAGUAAUUGUCCCUUUAAUUUUUAAUUAAAUUUGUCAAUCUUCGUUCUAAUAAUGCCACAUCAACAUCACAUGGGAUAAGAACCAAAUCAAACCAUCCACGUUGGAUGAAACCGUCAUCAAAACUGUUUUUAUCUUAUUUGCAGUUUUUUUUUUAAGUUGAGGGAUGCAUUAUAUUUGGUAUUUUGGUUGAGCUACAGAUUUCAGACUUGUUGACAACCUGAGGGAUCUGAAGUGAACUUAUUUAUCCUAAAGGCGGGCCAGGUUAUAUUGGCACCGGGGCCACCGAGCCUAGGGGCUUUGAAGCAGGCCCAGAAGACUCAAUUAUGGAGUGCGGCAUGGUGCACCUAGUCCAGGUGUUGGUCACCCGUUGUGUUUGUUGGGGCUAGACACCAGCCGUUCGAUGAAGCCACGAUCCGCGUCGCCAUGCAUCUAACGGUCGGAUCGAUUCGAUAUGCGCUAUGUCUGCCUGCCCCUGACCAUAUCGCGUUCCCUUCCCGGCUGUGGCUGUAAGUCGAGUUGAGAUCGAACCUUUCCCCUCGUCCGACUGGUCUACCCAGAGAAACCCUAAUACUCGCAGAUCCCCUUCGCCUUCAUACACCUCCAUCCACAGCUGAUGGCUACCAUGGGGUCUGCACCUUCCUAUGUCGUGCUGGACCGCGUGGUUCAUCUGGACAAGGAAGCCGUCAAGGAAGAAUCGGAGUGGGCGAUCAUGGAGUGUAGAGAUCGGAAGACCUACCUGCGCAACGACCACGUCGGCGACGAGGUGGUGUAUGGCUUGUCACUCCUAGUGCAGAUCGCCGAGCCGCCGGAUCUCUCCAAGCUGUCCAUCCGCCUCAGCGAACCCCCCGUGCAAGUCGCCGCCCGACCAGAGGAGAUCCUCGACGAUGGCUCCUCCGUCUUGCAGCUCUUGGACUUGCCUAAACGGGCCCUCAACCUGCACACCUCCGUCCAGUCCGUCGCCGACGACCUCAUCGUCUUCACCUCCUGCCUCCGCAAUCGCACCCACCGCUACCUAGUCUACGACGCCAUCGGCAAGUCACUCUCCAUGAUCCCUUGCCUGCCCAACCGCUGCGAUCCCUCUGCCACGUUCCAGCCUCUCCCUCUUCGUGCCGGCGCCGGCGGCGACUACACCAUUGCCCUCCUGGGAAGGGACAUGCGGUCCGACCGGGAAACCACCAGGCGCUUCUUCCAGGAUGUCCUCUGCCUGUGUCCGCCGCCGCCAUCCUCGAGACCUCCACCGCCAUCCUCCUUCUCCGCUGUCACCACGCCGUGGCAAUUCAAGAACCCGCUCUUCCCUCCAGAGACGCCGAAUCGCUUCAAGGCCCAUAUGGUGUUCUCGUCCGGAGGUCAGGCUUUCUGGGCCAACCUCGCGCAAGGUGUCCUCUACUGCAGCUGCCACGACGUGCUCACCGGUGGCUACGAUGUGCCGUUCCGCUACAUCCCGCUGCCGCCUGAGUGCCAUCUUGACCCCAUGAAGAAUCAGCUGCGGUUAUGCCGGACAAUGAACUGCGUUAAGGACUCCAUCAAGUUCGCUUCUAUUGACAUGGUGCCCCCUGAUGAAGCUAUGAUGACGACUUGGACUCUGACCCUGGCCACCACGCAGUGGCACAAGGAUGGGGAACUCCGUGUGGCAAGCCUGUGGGAGCUGGAGGGCUUCAAGAAGGCCGGGUUGCCUAAGGUCAAGCCGACUAGCCCCGUCCUGAGCAUGGAGGAAAACGGUGUCAUCUGUUUCAUGCUCAAUGCUGCUGAAGAAGGGGUGUACAUGGUCAGCCUCAACAUGCACACCAAGAACAUCAUGUCCUCCACCAGGCUCUCCUCCUGCCCAACACAGCCUUUGGGUGUAGAAUUUCCCAAACACAUUCAGAAUCCAGUUCCACCCAAGAGGGAUCGUGAUGAUUUGGAGGAGUGCUCGACUGCAAUCAAGAGGAGGUUGUCAAGAACCUGACAUCUUCGUCAGCACUGGAAUGGAAGGAUUGGAGGCAGACGUCUUGUGGUGCUGGAGCAGACCUCAUCUAGUCAUGCUGCUUAUACUUACAGUAUCAGGGAUCGAAAUCUGCAUCGUCGUGCUUUGUUUUGCGAGCUGCUUCUACGUUUUCUAUGGCUGCUGCUGCUAUAUAUGGUUGUCUGUAGAUCUGGAUGUGCUUCAGAAAUAGGAAUUUAAUCUGGCUGCUUAUUUUGUUCCUAGCUUAUGUAUUGCAGCAGUAACUUCAGAAACAGGAAUUUAAUCUUACUAUGACUUAGGAGUACAUGUGAUCUCCCAUGCAUAUCUUUCUCAUCUAUGCUGGCUUGCUUGCUAUUAGUGUUGAUGCGUUGUACCAUGUUUUUUUGCUUGGAAUCGGCUGUAGCUUUAUGGUCCUCUUUCGUUCAACUUGUCCAAAACCUGGAACAUAAUUGUCUGACUUAUAGAGAUUUAUGGGCCCCUUUUCUAA